Molecule: messenger RNA, 1334 nt
Organism: Calidris pugnax (ruff)
Lineage: Eukaryota; Metazoa; Chordata; Aves; Charadriiformes; Scolopacidae
Gene: LRRC73
Product: leucine rich repeat containing 73
Exons: 6
Coding region: 21-932 (303 amino acids)
Molecular function (GO): protein binding
Source: RefSeq, a predicted model, not a curated record
GCUCCCCGAGCGGGGGGAAGAUGCUGCCGGGGUCCAUCCAGAUCUCCGGGGAGACGUUGUCGGGGGCGGAGAUCCGGGACAUCUGCGAGAGCCUGCGGGAGAACUCGGUGCGGCUGCUGUCGCUGCGGGGCUGCCAGCUCUCCGAGCGGGACUUCGGGCACGUCUGCCGGGGGGCGGCCGAGUCCCGCUCCCUGGCCCAGCUCAACCUCAACCUGGGCAUCGUCUCCAACAUCAACCGCGUCAAGCAGCUGGCCGAGGCCCUGAAGACAAACCGCUCCGUCCAGUCCCUCUUCCUCCAUGGGAGUCCCCUGACAGAUGCAGGCUUGGCCCUCCUCAACCCUGCUCUCUCCAUCCACCCCUCGCUGGUGGCUCUGGAUCUAGGAGACUGCAUGCUGGGUGAUGAAGGCAUCAACCUUAUCUGUGGGCUCCUGCCGCCUGACGGGGCCAAGUCCGGCCUCAAAGAGCUAACGCUGAGCGCCAACCCAGGUGUCACAAGCAAAGGCUGGGGACGCCUAGCCAUUGCAGUGGCUCACAGCUCACAGCUCCGCGUAUUGAACCUGGACUACAACCCCCUAGGUGACCAGGUAGCAGGGAUGCUCGCUGUCGCUGUGGCCUCCAGUCGAACCCUCGAAGUUCUGGACUUGGAGGGAACAGGACUUACCAACCAGUCAGCCCAGACCUUGCUGGACAUGGUAGAGAAUUACCCCACAGCCCUACGGACACUCAUCCUGGCGGAGAACAACAUUAGUCCCGAGCUGCAGCAGCAGAUCUCUGACCUGCUCUCGGAGGGUGAGGAAGAGGAGGAGACGGAGGCUCGCGAAGUCACAGCCAGGGAGAAGAACCCCUGGAUCUGCCAGAACAAUUCCAGCUCCCAGAUGGUCCUGAUGACGUCAGGUCUCGGUGACAGCCUCUUAGCAGAAACAGAAAUGUAGCUGGGCUACCCUGCCUCCUUCUGCCGAGAAGAGCACCGUGCCCACUGGAGGAGUGUGUGUCCCCCAGCUCCUCUGCCUCUGGUGGGCUGCCACAGCCGUCUUCUCACACAUUUCAUGUCCUGUCGAUGCCUCCCUCAGCUCUCUGAGUGCCGGAGCCUGGUCUGAGCAAAUCUCUACACGCGUCUCUGUGUUGUCACACGCCCCAUUGGCUGCUUGUGAUUGUCCAGUCACUGUACGUGUAGCUCACGCUGCCCUGCCUCCCCCCCUCCCUGCACCCGGCUGUGCCCCCAGGGUGCAGGCUGUAUUUAUUCAGAUGUGUAUAAGAGAUGUUCUUUCUAUUGCUUGUACCGCUGUCACGAUAAGAGUUUUAUAAAGGUCACAGAUGUGGCACCACUUGCGGCA